This is a messenger RNA of Onthophagus taurus, 561 nucleotides long. The record is from RefSeq and is a predicted model, not a curated record. NCBI's taxonomy places the organism in Eukaryota, Metazoa, Arthropoda, Insecta, Coleoptera, Scarabaeidae.
CAUUAAGUUGUGUAUGUAAUGGAUUUUUUAUUUAAUAAUCUACUUUGAAAGCCGAUAUUUUCCAUCAAACGUAAGAAUUGUGCUUUGCACGAAACCGAAUACCAGGUGCGUUGACGUCACCAGGAAAGCGGAUUUCACAACAAAAGCAACAUAGCGACCUGUUUUUCAUUUUACCUUAUCGAAACGACACAAAAAACACGGCAAAAUAGCUGGGAAAUCUCGCGCGAUGAUAACGAAUUGCUUGGCAUUGAUUAGAGUUGCGUCUUGCAAAAAAAGGUGGAAGAACAUUCGGGACAAUUAUUACAAACAAAAAAAGAACACCCAAAUGCCAACAGGAAGUGCCUCAAAAAACCGGAAAAGAAAUCCAAUUUUGGAGCAGUUAGGGUUUUUAGAUGUUGUUGAACAUAAAAGAAGCGUGCUGACAAAUAUGCAAGUUGAUAAUAUACAAUCGGUUGCUAGGGAAGCGAACACUGAAAUUAACGCAGAAGAAUCUGACGAAAGUAUACAGGAGGAAAUACCGCUUGAAGUGCCAACAUGCAGCGCGUCGUAAAGAAAGCCAAA